UGUUAUUUUUUGGUUUGUGUAUGUGUAAUAAUUUAUCCAUUCGUCUAUCCAACCAACUGCAACCAACGGCCAUUUUUAGGAAAGCGUCCGGUCCAGCAAAGCGGCGAUUUUUCUUCUUCUAAAAAUGGGUCCGAAAAAAGGAACACUACAAGGAUCUUCAAAAGAGAAGAGACCGAGGUCUUAUCCGGUAUCAGGUGACAAACCGGCAGCCAGCAAGCCAACUUUCCUGGAGAGCGACCAGGACCCGGACCCCGGCAGCGAAAAUGAUCCGGAUGAGUUGCGUUCUGCUACAAAACUACGACGGAAUGACGAUGCAGAUGAAAAUAACCUGCAAGUUAUUUUACAAAGGCGAUUGCUCGCAAAGGGCGUGGAAAUGAGCCCAGCCGGAAUAGCUUAUGUUUCGGCUUGCGGUUUAUCUAGCAAUUCUUCAGGAGCUUUUUCAAGAGAUCCGCUGCUAGAGCUUUCGCAAAAAAGCACAUCUUCCGAACCGAUCAAAGUGUCAAAAGCAGCAACGCCACCGAUGGUAUGUGUGAAUUCAGAUGCACUUUUAGACGCACAGAUCUCAUCUGAAAUAAUGUUCGAAGACACCGAGUGGUUGAAAGAGGAAAGCUUAUUACCAUCAAUUGAACCUGUCCGAACAAUUUCGGACAAAGCUGAUGAACUCGUGGUUAGCCAGAUUACUCCAGCAAGGAUAAUAAUGGUUGAUCAUUUGAGUUCAGGCACAGUAAUGCAGGACGAUGCAAACACCACUGAUCUUGAUUGGAAAAACGAAUACUUACAACUUGAAGCGAAACAUUCGAAACUAAAAAAACGGAUAGCGAAAUUAAAGAGAAAAGUCGUUCGAAUACAAAAGGAAAAAAUGGAAACAGACGAAUACGCACUGACCAUCUCCAAGGAACUCCGGAAUCUUAAAGAACGCCGAAAUAUUUCCCAGGUAAUGUUUUUAUUGAAAAAAUACUUUUGAUAUCAUCUGAAAAUAGAAAUUGCGAAAAAAGAAAUAUUAAAUUAUAGUUAAAUGUUUAGUAUAUUAUCAUCUCAGCAGAAUUGUCGUUUGGCAUGAUGAUCGUUUGGUAUAAAUUAGUUUGGCAUAAUGUUCGCUUAGCAUAAUGGUCAUUUGGCAUGAUUGUCGUCUGGCACAAAAUAUUGCAUUUCAUUCAACUGAAGUAAUGCACAUAAUCAAUGGGGAGUAUGACAUUUGGCAUAAAGGCCAUUUGGCAUAAAAGCCAUUUGGCAUAAUUUCAGCUUACCGAG
Messenger RNA from Uranotaenia lowii, 1251 nucleotides. RefSeq lists its product as uncharacterized. Bases 125 to 964 code for a protein of 279 amino acids. The transcript has 3 exons. NCBI's taxonomy places the organism in Eukaryota, Metazoa, Arthropoda, Insecta, Diptera, Culicidae. The record is from RefSeq and is a predicted model, not a curated record.